Messenger RNA from Penicillium brasilianum, 4238 nucleotides. Lineage: Eukaryota; Fungi; Ascomycota; Eurotiomycetes; Eurotiales; Aspergillaceae. The record is from the annotation of a GenBank genome assembly.
CUCUUCUCUUUUGAUUUUGUUGAUUUCUGGUAACAUAAAUGAUUUACUGAAUUUAUCAUUUGAAACAUCGACUUGAACCCUUUUCUCCCAAACUAGUAGGACUCAAAGCGACUCCGGCGCUGUGACCGGGGACUCAUCCCCCCCUCGGAAUUACCCUCCUCCUUCGGUGCCAACUCUUCCUGAAUCUCCGCAUACCGCCGGUAGACCUGAGGCAGGAAGUACGAUGUGAUGUCCACUUCGCCGCCCUUGAAGGCAAAGGCAAAGAAGGCCUGUAAGCCGCGUCGCGUGCGCAGCUCCUCAUCCGAGACCAUGGCGCGCACAACGUUGAGGUAGGCUUGCGCGUCGGUACCCUGCCCACGGCGCUCCAGGAACCCCGUCACGGCGUGAAUGGCAUCCAGGUCGCUCGUCGCAUGCUUGCUGACGUCGACCUGCAGCUUGACGUGGGGAUAUUUGUACUUGGGAUGAAUGUCAAAGUAGAAGGUAACGCCGCUGACAUUGGCGUUCGGUUUGCCGUUAGUCGUCCCGUUGCUGACGACCGAGUGAGCGUUGCUCGGGGCUUCGGCCGUCGUCGGGAAUUCGGGGUCCAGCCCCUUGAGCGCGUACCAUAGCUCUUUCAGCUGGGCCAGCGACUCGGCAAACUCGGGCUUGCGGCCACCCAACGUCAUCACGGCUGCCAGGUGGUCGAACGUGGUGUUGGUCGUCGUCACGUAGACCUUGAACCGCGAGGUCGCCACGUCGCAGCAAUCGAUCGCCGUCGUGCCCAGGAUCGUGAGGUACUUGCCCUGCGGGUCGUGCUCCACAAAUUCGCGCACCAUGUUCAGCACGUCCAGCGACGCGUCCGGCCCGUAGGCGUCGCGCAUGGCCCGCGGGAAGAUCGUGGGUAGCAGCUCGGGGACCUGCGCCGGCGACCGGGUCAUCAGGCCCGCCAUCACCUCGACGUCCGGCGAGUCAGGGGCGCAUUGCAGGCCGAUCAGGAUGGAAGAGCCCGCCACCGCCCGUGUGGACUCGUCCGUCAGACUGGGUCGAAUGUGCGCGCCAAACUUCCACGCCAGGGGCAAUUCUACCCCGGGCACCAGCUGGCCCAAAUGGUGCAGCAUCUCCUUGGCGGCAAACUCAUUCAGUGGGUCGGCCGUCGUCCCCGUCAGGGGGCCGAUGGCCUCGAUGUAGUGCCGGAUCAGGGGCUUGGUGUUCGGGCCAGUGCCCCAGCGCCAGCUGUAGCCGAUCGGCGAGCCAUCGCCCACCCCCGGGGCGACCCGACUGCGGAAUCCGGGGGUGGCGCUGGUCGGCCGGGGCCCCAGACGUGGGGCGAUCACGAACCGGUAGAAGAGCAGCAGCUCGACCUGGCGGGCUUCCGGGUAGCGACCCUCGUGCAUCAUGCGCGCGAAGUGUCGCCCCGUCGUCUGCCACCAGAAGACCUGGUUAGCAUCAUCCGUGGGGAGGUAUCGGGAGACAUUGUGGAAGACACGCAGCUGGGACUCGAAGUCGUCCGUGUCAGAUACAGUGGAACCCAUAGUGGGGUACGUUCUCGCAACGGGCUCGAGUCUCACACUCGAUGUUUCAAAAGGAAGAUAGUCAGUCCCAAGGGGGAAAAGGGGGAGACAAGGGCCUGUAAGCACUAUUUGCAAUCGCGCAAAAACGCACAUUCUGGAUGGGAUGUCGGGCUUUAACCUCUCCUGAGUGAUGUUCAACUCGGGUUUUAUGAACUGAGCGUCCUGCUGCGGUGGUGACCUCGACUUCUCUUCCAACCCGCUUGCCGAGCCACAUCGGCUUUUGAUUUUUAAACACCGGGCAUUUGUCGAGAGCUGAUGAGAUGCCUCCGAUUCUGGCGCAAGGACUGCGCUGAUGACUAUGCUGUAUAGGAGGCCCUUUCGCGGUGGGAAGAAGAAACAAAGAGGACAGAAAAGAAGAUUCUCUAGUGGGUGAUCACCCACUCCUUAUCUAUGGCGUCUCACUAUUUGGACCGUUUGUACGCCUGGCUAGGCGAGGGUUCCAUUGUCACCCAGUUCAUUCGGCUCGUCCAGCUAUUCAUUCGAGCAGAUCAUUCGGAUUCAGGUAAUGCAAAGAAUAUUUUCCCCGAUGAGGAUGGCCGUUUGCCAAACCCUCCGGUCGGUGACGAGAUACUCUGGCGCCACGCUGCACCGGAGACGACCCUGAUGUGGGCAUUUCUGCAAAAAGUAAACUCCAAAUACGGCUACUCGCUCCAGACAUAUCAAGAUCUCCACCACUGGAGUAUCACGCACCGUGGCGAAUUCUGGGCCGAGGCGUGGGACUUUUGCGGUGUACGACAUUCACGGAUAUACGACCAGGUCGUGGACGAUGCGGCUGCAAUGUGGCCACGACCCGCCUGGUUCAGCGGUGCCAAGCUGAACUUUGCGGAGAACCUCCUGUUUCCCACACAGCCCCUGUCAGAGGACACCGUCGCGGUGAUUUCCAUCGCCGAGGGGGACGGGGGCCGCGAGUUCAUCACCUGGAAAGACCUGCGCGAGCGGGUACGCCAGUGCCAGGCCAGCAUGCGUGCCCUGAAGAUUCAGCCUGGCGAUCGGGUGGCGGGAUACGUCGCCAACCAUAGCACUGCGCUCGUUGCAAUGCUGGCUACGGCCUCGCUGGGUGCCAUCUGGACGGCCGUCAGCCCCGACACGGGCAUCAAGGGGACGCUGGACCGCCUCGUGCAGGUCGAACCCCGGCUACUGUUCACCGAUAAUGCCGUCAUCUACAACGGCAAAUUAUACUCCGUGUUAGCCAAGGCCCAGGAGAUCGUCGCUGCUCUGCCCUCCCUGGAAGCCGUGGUAGUUGUGCCUACCGUAGCGGGCGCCCAAGACCACCUCCCGAGUGCUGGUUCUGCCUCCUCCACGGCACAAUGGACAUACGAGGGCUUCAUAGCCCAAGGAUCCGAGUCGCAGCCGUUGGAAUUUGUCUACAUGCCGGCGGAGCAUCCCCUGUACAUCCUCUACAGCUCCGGCACCACAGGCGCGCCCAAGUGCAUCGUGCACGGGGCCAUCGGGACACUACUGCAGCACAAGAAGGAACAUAUGUUGCAGAGUGACAUCCGGCCGGGCGAUCGACUCUGCUACAUCACGACGUGCAUGUGGAUGAUGUGGCAUUGGCUGGUGUCAGGACUAGCUUCGGGAGCCACGGUAGUUUUGUAUAACGGGUCGCCGUUUUACUACACCUCCGUUUCCCAGAAAAUCUCGAUGAAAGACGAGCUCGCCAUGCCGAAGUUGAUCGACGAGCUUGGUGUCACCCAAUUCGGGGCCAGCGCCACGUACUUCUCCAUGCUAGAGCGCAGACAGCACUGGCCCAGAACCGCUGCAGGAGGGGGCUUAUCCUUGAAGACGCUCAAGGCCGUCUACUCCACGGGCUCGCCGCUUGGCCCGUCAACAUUUCGUUACAUCUAUCAAGCUUUCGGUCCGCAGGUGAAUCUUGGCUCGAUCUCGGGCGGGACGGACAUUAUCGCCGACUUUGGCGUACCCUCCCCCUUGAAGCCCGUGAUCACCGGGGAAAUUCAAGCCAUUGCGUUGGGCCUGGCAGUUCAGGUCAAAGGCCCUACAGGCACUGAUUUGAGUGCGACUGGCGAACCGGGGGAAUUGGUUUGUUUGAAGGCAUUUCCAAGUCAACCGAUCCAAUUCUGGGGCCCCUCGGGUCCGGCAAAAUAUCAUUCCUCCUACUUCGCCAAAUACCCUGGGGUCUGGGCCCACGGUGACCACAUCCAAAUUAAUCCGCGCACGGGUGGGCUGAUCAUGCUAGGCCGGUCAGAUGGGACACUGAACCCCAGCGGAGUGCGAUUUGGUAGCGCAGAGAUAUAUCACUUGCUACAGCAUCGUUUCGCAGCGCAGAUUGAGGACGGGCUGUGCGUGGGCCGACGUCGGCAGCAGGAUUCCGACGAGACGGUCGUGUUGUUUGUCAAGAUGCGCAAGGAUCAGCACUGGACGCCAGCCCUGGCUGAAGCAAUCCGCCGUGUCGUGCGGGAGGAGCUUUCGCCGCGACAUGUUCCUGGAUUUAUCGACGAGUGUCCGGAGAUUCCAGUGACGGCGAACGGGAAGAAAGUGGAGGUAUUGGUGAAGAAGAUAGUAAGUGGGGUCGAGAUUGCAGAUGCCGGGGGAUCGGGUGCAGUGAAUAUCGAGUGUCUGCAGUGGUUCCAGGACUGGGCAAGUCGGAAUUGAGUUGGAUUGGAAGAACUGUAGAUACAAGCAAGAUCAAUGGAUUAUACGAGUGUACGUUUUAUAGCAUGGAUAAAUCUG